AUUUUUCACACUCCAUAACGUAACAAGGCUGAUCUAAGACUCUUGUAUCGAACGAGCUAGCUAAGUAGGGUUUGCAAAUCGCGUCGCAUCGGCUCAGCGAAAAUCGUUGGUGAGAGAGAGAGAGAGAGAGAGAGAUGGGAAGAGAAAGAGAGACCCCAAAGCAACAACAGGUAGCUUACACGGUGGAGCAGCUUGUUGCCUUCAAUCGGUAUAAUCCUGAUAUUCUUCCAGAUCUCGAAAACUAUGUCAACGAUCAGGUUUCAUCACAAAAAUACAGCCUGGAUGCAAACCUGUGCCUUCUUCGCCUCUAUCAGUUUGAACCAGAGAAAAUGAGUUCCCAGAUUGUAGCCCGCAUAUUGGUUAAGGCCCUCAUGGCAAUGCCAGCUCCUGACUUCAGCCUGUGUCUCUUUUUGAUUCCAGAACGUGUGCAAAUGGAGGAGCAGUUCAAGACAUUGAUUGUUCUGUCUCAUUACUUGGAGACAGGAAGAUUUCGGCAGUUCUGGGAUGAAGCAGCCAAAAAUCGUCAUAUAGUUGAAGCUGUGCCAGGAUUUGAGCAGGCAAUCCAAGGCUUUGCGAUUCAUGUCCUUUCCUUGACUUACCAAAAGGUUCCCAGAACUGUGCUUGCCGAGGCUAUCAAUAUAGAAGGUUUAUCCUUGGACAAAUUCCUGGAACACCAAGUAGCCAACUGUGGUUGGGUUAUUGAGAAAGGCCAAGGCAGGGGUCAACUCAUUGUCCUUCCCAGAAAUGAAUUUAAUGACCCAAUUUUGAAGAAAAACACCGCAGAUAGUGUACCAUUGGAGCACAUUACUCGCAUCUUCCCAAUUCUUAGCUGACCCUUUCUGGGAGAUAUAUGGAUUUAAGAUUUUAGUUGUAGCAACAUCUUGCAGUCUCCCUUCCUCUUGGAUGCUUCAAUUUGAGAAUCAGUGGACAGCUAUUGUAGUUUACUCUCUUGUUUUUGCAUUUAUGUCUGAAAAUUAAUUUGUUUUACUAUGCUUUAUUAUUCACUGGGAACUAAUUCGUUGAAAAUGGUCUGUUCUCUUUACUGCGCCUAUAAUUUUCCUGACUAGUUGGGAGAGCGUAUGAGCUCAUACAAAAUACAUAUUAGGAGUGUCAUGAUUGUUAAAAAUGGAAGGAGUAAAGAAGAAUUUUUAGAGUUGUAGUUUACAGUUAGAGAAAUGUU
Molecule: messenger RNA, 1180 nt
Organism: Gastrolobium bilobum
Lineage: Eukaryota; Viridiplantae; Streptophyta; Magnoliopsida; Fabales; Fabaceae
Product: eukaryotic translation initiation factor 3 subunit K
Exons: 8
Coding region: 135-833 (232 amino acids)
Biological process (GO): regulation of translational initiation
Cellular component (GO): eukaryotic translation initiation factor 3 complex; cytoplasm
Molecular function (GO): ribosome binding; translation initiation factor activity
Source: RefSeq, a predicted model, not a curated record